Cryptomeria japonica (Japanese cedar) is the source of this 420-nucleotide messenger RNA. Its product is annotated as glutamate decarboxylase 1-like. Bases 1 to 420 code for a protein of 139 amino acids. The record is from RefSeq and is a predicted model, not a curated record. Gene Ontology annotation, biological process: L-glutamate catabolic process. Gene Ontology annotation, cellular component: cytosol. Gene Ontology annotation, molecular function: pyridoxal phosphate binding; glutamate decarboxylase activity. NCBI's taxonomy places the organism in Eukaryota, Viridiplantae, Streptophyta, Pinopsida, Cupressales, Cupressaceae. The transcript has a single exon.
AUGGGGGUUCCUGUAGUGGCCUUCUCCUUCUCGCUCAAGGACAACACUAAGCACGAUGAAUAUGAAAUAUCAGAUCAUCUAAGAAAAUAUGGGUGGAUUGUUCCAGCCUAUACAAUGGCUCCAGAUGCUCAGCACAUUACACUUCUGCGUGUUGUGGUGAGAGAGGACUUCAACCGAACGCUGGCAGAGCGCCUGGUUGCAGAUGUUGACAGAGUAUCGAAGGAAUUGGAAGAGCUUCCUCCUAAGAUAAUUCAUGCAGUUCAAGGCUUAGCCAUUAGUGAAGAAGAUAAAAAGGGGCAGCAGGCAAAAGAAGCUAUCACAGAGUCGAAUGGUGGUGAUAGCCAUAGUCACAGGCGAAGAAAGGGAUGCCAUGCCCGCCAUCCUCAAAACUCUGGGGACAAAACAAAGGGCAUCUGCUAA